AUGGUCGACGACCGCGACGAGAAGGAGAAGGGGCAGCACCGCGUCGCCGACAAGAUCGUGCUGGACUACCUGAAGAAGCGCGGACAUAGCAAGGCCGUCGAGGCCCUGCUCAAGCACGACCUUGGUGGCAUGGGCAUUAACGCGGCGCUGGCGCAGAGGAAGGAGUGGGCCGUGGAGGAGGCGGUCGUCGACGAUGAUCUCAAGAACUUGCUCAUGAUGCUCAGCCGCCCGUCGGAGCUUGCGGACAAUGAUGCGCGACGGUUUGCGGAAAGUUAUUGCGAACUGAGGGAUUGGGUGGAUAAUAGCUUGGAUAUUUACAAGGCGGAGUUGCAUAGCGUCUUGUAUCCGAUGUUGGUGCACUGCUUCUUGGAGAUCGUGAGGAGGGAGCAUUGGAAGGAGGCCCACGCGUUUUUGAAACGAUGCUCAGCCGAGUUUAGCGAAGGGGGAGGGCCUGACGGGGCGUCCGGCCGGCGGGAAGAGAUUAUCGCGCUGUCGGGAAUUUCGUCGACGCAACAUCUUGAGGAGAACGCGACGGCCAAACUGUUUUUGCACCACCGAUACGAGAUCCACUUGUCUAGCUAUGCGUAUGAGCUCGUGAUAUCGUUUCUGGCGGAUGAUCCGAGGAGGAGCGUUCUGCUGCGGAUCCUGAACACGAGAUGCAAGAUCGCUGAGAAUGCGCCGGCGGGCCUGCUGGAGAAAGAGGUGCUGUGGGGGAGGCUUCGGCCCGAGCACUAUAUGAUCGCCGAUGAAGUAGAGACGGCGGCAAAGGGCAAAGGAAAAGGGAAGGCGGGUGCGGAGAAGGGGAAGGCGGGGGGCGAGAACAAGACGAAAGGGGAGACGUCGAAGAAGGACGCGGGCGGGGACGAUGAGGAGCGGCCACGGACGCGGGAAGACGGGACGAUCAGCGAGUCACGGAUCCCGCUGAAAAAGUAUCGGCAAGGUGCAGCCGGGUUGGAGACGGCCGGGGACCGGAAGAACCGAGCCAAGCUGGAGCAGCUGGCAUGGGACACGGAGAGCGCCAAGAGCGAGCUGGCGAUCCUGUGCUACACGUUUACCAACACGAAGGAGGACGAGCUGAACUGCUCGGGGAUCUCCGAGGACGGGUCGCAAGUGGUGGCCGGGUUUGGGGAUUCUACGGUGCGGAUGUGGGACGCCAAGGGGACGGGGACAGCCGAGAGCGGGGCGGGCGGGCUGGGCGGGCGUGCGGCGCGACUCGUCGGGCACUCUGGUGCUGUGUACUCGGUGGACUGGAGCAAGUGCGGGCGGUUCAUCCUGAGUGGGUCCGGGGACGGGACGGUGCGGCUGUGGAGCGCAGGGCUCAAGUCGAACGUGGUUGCGUACCGCGGGCACAACUACCCGGUAUGGAGCGUGGAGUUCUCGGGGGUGGACCACUACUUUGCGAGCGGCGGGUACGACCGGACGGCGCGGGCGUGGUGCACGGAGCGGAUCUCGCCGGUGCGGAUCUUCGCGGGGCAUCUGGCGGACGUGGACGCGGUGCGGUGGCACCCGAACUGCAACUACGUGGGGACGGGGUCGUCGGACCGGACGGCGCGUCUGUGGGACAUGCGUGACGGGCGGUGCGCGCGUGUGUUCGGGCCGCAGGGCGGGACGGUGCACGCGCUGGCCUUCUCUCCGGACGGCAAGACGGUGGCGUGCGGCGGGGACGGUCGCGCCGUGGAGGUGUGGGACGUGGGGAUGGGGACGCGCGUGACGCGGCUGCGCGGGCACGCCGGGCGCGUCCUGAGCAUGGACUACUCGCGCGAGGGCGCCGUGCUCGCCAGCGGCGGGGCUGACGAGGCCGUGUGCGUGUGGAACGCGGCUGGGUGA
Messenger RNA from Chondrus crispus (carragheen), 1827 nucleotides. RefSeq lists its product as hypothetical. Gene Ontology annotation, cellular component: transcription factor TFIID complex. The record is from RefSeq and is a predicted model, not a curated record. The transcript has 2 exons. NCBI's taxonomy places the organism in Eukaryota, Rhodophyta, Florideophyceae, Gigartinales, Gigartinaceae. The coding region runs from base 1 to 1827 and encodes 608 amino acids. Gene Ontology annotation, molecular function: protein binding; RNA polymerase II general transcription initiation factor activity. Gene Ontology annotation, biological process: transcription initiation at RNA polymerase II promoter.